Molecule: messenger RNA, 1066 nt
Organism: Hemibagrus wyckioides
Lineage: Eukaryota; Metazoa; Chordata; Actinopteri; Siluriformes; Bagridae
Gene: haus1
Product: HAUS augmin-like complex, subunit 1
Exons: 9
Coding region: 110-946 (278 amino acids)
Biological process (GO): centrosome cycle; spindle assembly
Cellular component (GO): cytosol; HAUS complex
Source: RefSeq, a predicted model, not a curated record
CUCUGAGAGGAAGAAGUUAUGUUCGCGACAUGGCGGGAUUUUUACUGUUUGUAUACACAGUUAUCUCUCAGCAGUUUAACUAGCUUCCGUGGUUUUGAUCAGCAGAAAUAUGUGUGAAAAGAACAAAAGGGUCAGCCGGUGGCUCGAGACGGUGUUCGGUACUGAAGGAGUACCGGAGUUUGAAGUGAACACGCGCACGAUCGAGCUGCUGGACCAGCUGGCACAGAUCAGUGACCUGAGGUGUAAAGAAGUGACCUUACUGACAGACGACUACAGACACAAAGCAGCAGAGUACAGCAGUGAUGCGACCCACUUGCAGGAAGUGCUGCAUCAAGGCGCCGGGCUUCAACCUGGAAGCGUUGCCAAAUCCACCUCCGAUCUGUUGUCUGUGCUAGAGGGUACUUCUGAGGUCCUUAAAGUCAGAGACACAUCAAUGGGAAGCUUUGUCCCUGCAAUUAAUAAAUUGACCAAUGACCUGGCCGAGGCAGAAAAGACCGACAGGAAGUUGGGGCAGGAGCUCGCUGCUGUGAGGAAGAAGAUGGCUGCCACAAUGAUUCUCCGGAAAAAACUUCAAGAGGAUUUGAAGAAGAUUGCACAGGUCCAGCAGGUUGAGGCUGCUACAGCUGAAGAAAGGUUGCUCAAUAUGGACUUCAUGAAGAACAAAUCCAGAGAUCUGACCUGCAGAAAUAAGAUGGCACAGGACAAGUUGGCUUCCAGACAGAUGAAGGACUCACUCACUCAUCAAGCUAUUAUGCAGCUCGCAGAAAAAAUUACAGCGCUGAAGCAGGAAAUUGCACCCCUCAAGAAGAAACUGGAGCCUUAUAAUGAUCUGAGCCCUAGUCCUGCUCUGGCUCGAGUUGCAAUUGAAGAGGUGAAAAGAGAGCUGGAGGCCCUGGAUGCUGCGCUAGAGCAGAAGGUUGAUUUGAUGAACACUUUAUCUAGAUGACUGACUAAAGAAGACCAAGGAUAUUAGCAGCAGUUAUAGUGUUGUUACUGAACUAACUUUUUUCCCCUACUCAUUGUUUUUUGUGUAAGCAUCUGAAAAUAAAAGCAAUUUUCUAUUGAG